Dalotia coriaria is the source of this 1550-nucleotide messenger RNA. RefSeq names its product beta-1,3-galactosyltransferase brn (gene brn). The transcript has a single exon. The record is from RefSeq and is a predicted model, not a curated record. Gene Ontology annotation, cellular component: Golgi membrane. Lineage: Eukaryota; Metazoa; Arthropoda; Insecta; Coleoptera; Staphylinidae. Gene Ontology annotation, molecular function: hexosyltransferase activity; UDP-glycosyltransferase activity. The coding region runs from base 147 to 1250 and encodes 367 amino acids.
UUAAAUCCCUCUAUCAUACCUACACACAUUCCAAACAAAACUUACAUAACCUUCAAGUGCAAGAUGUGAAACCCUAAGAUAUUACAAAUAAAAUACUCGAAUAUUAUUUCACUUGUGUUUAAUCAACGUGUAAAUCUCUACUCAUCAUGUUCCGCCGAAUAAAACACUCAAUCAAACUGCGCCACUUGCUCUGCUGCACAGUACUAGUAAUAAUACUGCAAUUGUUUGGUGUACUACAACUACUCUUCGAGAAAGAUUUCCACACAGACUUCCACUAUCCCUACGAUGGUGACUUUUCCUACUCAGCAUAUCAGCUCCGCAUGGGUCUCAAACCCGACAUUCCACCAAUCAACCAAUACAACUAUGCAUUCAUCCAUGAGCUCACUGAUAAGUGCAAAACAAAUGAUCCCAUACGCAUUGUAUACCUGAUUAAAUCAUCCCCAGAGAAUUUCUAUCGACGGUCAGUAAUACGCGCUACCUGGGGAUACGAACAGCGCUUCUCAGAUGUGGAAAUACGAAGAGUCUUCAUGCUUGGCUACAGAGAUGAUCCAAAUCAACAGCAACAACAAGAAAAACUCAAUCAGGAAUCUGCAAAAUUCGGCGAUAUUUUACAAAGCAAUUUCACUGAUGUUUACUAUAACAAUACAAUCAAAACAAUGAUGGGGUUCAAGUGGGCGGUGCAACACUGCAACACUGCGAAAUUUUACAUGUUUGUUGAUGAUGAUUACUAUAUAUCAACAAAAAACGUCCUUAGAUUCGUUCGCAAUCCAACAAACUAUCCGGAAUAUAUCAAAGGAUCACUAAAAAGUAAACAGACGAUAAAUCACAGAAGAAGACGUCAAUUGGUUGAUAUGGAAUUACCGAAUGAUGUGAAGUUAUACGCUGGUUAUGUGUUUAAUACGAAACCAUUGCGGCAUUACUUCACGAAAUUCUACAUUGGCCUAGCUGAAUAUCCAUACAAUCGAUGGCCGCCGUAUGUAACGGCCGGUGCGUAUCUGUUAUCGCGUGAGGCGUUGAUGGAGAUGUACUACGCGAGUUUUUAUACGCAACAUUUUCGUUUUGAUGAUAUUUACGUCGCGUUGCUUGCAUUACGCACAAACAUCGAGCCAUUCCACUCCGAUGAGUUUUAUAUGUACAAAAAAGAAUAUUCGAGGGAUUCUUACACGUUUACAGUGGCUUCGCAUGGGUUUAGUGAUCCGGUGGAGUUGAUAACCGCGUGGAAUGAGCAGAAAUCUGCGGGCAAUGCGUAGAUUUUAAGAGUUUAGAUUGUUGUGGUUGUACAUGAAUAGCAAUAAUGCUUGCACCUCGAAAUUUCAACAUUUGUGAUGAUUGUAAUACAUAUUAUGAUGAUAUUAACUGAUUAUUUGUUAGUUUUUAGUGGUUAAGAUAAAAGUGCAUGACUUAUGAGACAUUUCAAACAUAAUGUAUUGUAAUUGUAUUGAUUAUGUGAUAUUUAGUACAUAUAUCAAGUUUGAAAUGGAACUGUUUAACUUAUGCUAGUCUUCCAUAUGAAUAUGUAAUGAUAGUGAUAAUAAAAGUUUGUAAAAAUA